AACGGGCUUUGCCCAGCUCCCCCCCACCCCCCGCAGUCCCGCUAAUGGCAUUUCACAUGCUGGUACUAACGAGCCCUGACGCCUGCGGAGCCGCCUGGCUCUGCCUGCACCCGGUGCCCAAAGUCCGCUGCUGUGACUGACAUCUCCCGCGCUGCAGCCCCGACUCCCACCUGCCCCCAUUUUCCCCUCAGCUCUGACCCUAUAACCCCGAUCCCGAUCUCCAGUCCCUGCAGCGGCACCCACGGGUGGCGCAGCGCCGCAGCCCCGGCCCCUCCUGGCACGCACGGACCCGUCCCCACUGCAGGGGCUGGGAGGGGGCUGGGAUGGGGCCCCCCGCCGCGUUCCCAGGCCCCGCACAGGAGUCGCGCGCUGCGGGUGUAAAGGUUUCCAGGGAAACCCGGCACCGCGAGGGAAGGAAAAUAGAUCAGGGAGAUCCAGGAAGGCCGGGGGUGGAGCAUCCCCGUAACAGCGCGGCCCCGCUGUGUGCUGGGACUCAGCCCCGCACGGCACGGGGUGAAGCACCGCUCACGGGGCGCAGAGCCGGGCCCAGGGCACGGAGCAGGACGUGGGGCGCGGAGCCGGCUGCAGUCACGGGGCGCUGCUCCCCGGGAAGUGCUGACCGUGGGGCUGCGUGAGCCACCCCUGCGUCAGCAACAUCACAUGGAAGUCAUUCGGUUUUCCCCUCACACGCUGUGACACGGAGGUGGUGAAAUCAGCCCUGACUACAGGUCACCCCCAGUGGGGCCGUGGCUCAUCUGCGCUGCUCUCCACACGGGGCAGUGCCGGUACCGGACCUCCAUCCCUGAGAAGUCACAUCGCAUGGAUGUCGCUGAGCACUCAGCAGUGCCAACAAACAGGGCCCCCCCUGCGCACCUCCUGGCUGCCAUUGAGCUCACGCUGUUCCCAGCACUGACGGAGCCACACACAGCCCGGGGCGCCCCGUGCUGGCAGGGCACAUCGCUGCAGGGCACCCCAGCACCCAGCACCAGCUCCCAGCUGUCUGCCACCACCCGCACUGCCCAGCUGGAUGUCACAAGGACACCAGCCGCCAUUUCCCACCCUGCGGAUGCUACAGACACAGCAGAUAUGCUGAUGAUUUCACAGAGGAAGAAGUGCCCCUGUGCUGUCCCACCCAAGGUCUGAGAUCAUUGGAACACUGUACAGCACUGUGCUCGGGCUCCUGACGUCACCUGCGCACCCACAGGGCUGGAGCUGCAGGGGGACAUGGGGAUCUGCAGAGGAUCCAGCCCAGAGGUGCUGUUUAGGGGUGCUCAGAGGGAGCUCUGCACCCACAGGUACAGCCCUGGGCACGGCCCCUUCCCCACAUGUCCCCUUGUGCAGCUCCGGCGCUGCCUCCCCCCCCGUUCCCAGACCCCCUCCUGUGUCUCAUUAGCUGACGAGCUCCCGGGUAAUGAGUUUUGCGGCCCUGCUGGGCAGCCACUUCCCACCUCCCUCUGUGUUUAGACAAGUGCUGGAGUGCGGCCAGGGCCGGGGUCAGAGCAGAGCAGAGCCUGCAGCCCCCUGUCGGGGAGCCGGGAUCCUCCACUCCCUCCAGGCUGCGCUAUUGGAGUGCAGUGCAGGGCACUGCGGUGAGGGUGCAGGGCCUGGGGUCUGCAGCAGCUGGGCAAGAAGCAUGGCUCAGUGUACGUCCACACCCACACAGUGUGCCCAGCUGCACAUAAGCACCUCAGGGACACACAGCAGCAUCCCACAGAGCCAGGGAGACCAAAGCAGGGGCACACAAAGGGCAGAGUGGUGUGGGGAUGCCAGGAUUGCUGGCAAUGGAAGGUCAAGGCCUCGCUGCCCCAUAGCGCCGUGCCACAGUGCAGGUGCUGGCAGGGCUGCUCAACACGUUAGCAUCUCUCAUGACCGUGUGAAUUGGUCCUUGCACACUUCCCAGCACCGGGCAGUGCCAAUUAAGGGCUGGAGGAGUCAGAACUGACACCUCCGCAAAUGGGUCCAGCUUUCCCAGGCUCCCGGCCCAGUUGCAGCCCACGCCAUGUAGGUUUUGACACCUCCAGGUGGCCACAGAAGUGUCACCUCGCACCUCGGGCCCACAUAAAGCCAGGGCUGCCAAAGGACCCCCGGACGUGAGCAGCCCCAGAGCAGAACCCACCAUGGCCGGGUCCCCACUGCCGCCCCACGGCCUCCAGGCCCCAACAGCCGCCUCCCUGACCCCACCUGGGGAGCUCUGCAGGCCCGGCAGCGGGGCUGGGCUGAGGCGGUGCAGGGGUCCCACGGGCAGGAGGGGCUCAGGGGUGGCCGGGGGCCCACGGCAGAGCGCCAGCGAGAGGGAGAAGCUGCGGAUGCGGCGGCUGGCGCAGGCCAUGCACCGGCUGCGGCACUACCUGCCGCCCGCGCUGGCGCCCGCCGGGCAGAGCCUCACCAAGAUCGAGACCCUGCGCCUCGCCACCCGCUACAUCGCCCACCUCUCGGCGCUGCUGGGCCUCAGCGAGGAGGUGCUGCUGCUGCGCCGGGGGGCGGCCCCCCGCCACUGCCCGCUCUGCCCCCAGGGCCUGGGCUGCUGCCAGCCCCCGCACCCCCGGCUGCGCCCCCCGGCCCCGAGGGACGCUUCGCCCCCCAGCUCGGAGGGUUGGGGGAGCCCCCCAGAUCUGCACGGGGCUUUGGAUGCAGGGAUGGGGACGUGGGGGCCGCUCUCUACUGGCCCCGUGAUGGAGACCUGCCCGGAGCUGCACGGGGUUCCUGACAUGGAGAUGGGGCUCUGGUCAUCACCCUCCUACAGCCCCACCGCGGGGAGUCCCCCAGCACUGCAUGGGACACCGGGCUCCAUGUCACAGCCCUCACCAUCAUCGCUGUGCAGCAUCAGAGCAGAGACCCCACUGGAGCCCCUCCAGAGAUACAUGACAGCCAAAGGCACCGGGACAGAGCCCUCCUGCUGCAUGGAGCCUGCAGUUCCUUCCCUGCAUCCUGGGGUGAGAGCAAAGGCCAUGGAACCCUCAGGACUCCCCACAUGUGGCUCUCAGAUCGGCAGCCCCCUGGACCUGGACAUGUUCAUCUCCUCCGACGUCCACGCGACCCCUGUCCUGCCUGGCUGCAGCCCCGCACGGUGCUGGGGGUGGUGGAGCUGAUGUGCUGCCUGCAGCUGAUGACACAGCAUGGGGACAGUGCCAAGGGGCACUGCAGGACACUGGGAGGGGCUCCCCAUUAAA
This is a messenger RNA of Coturnix japonica (Japanese quail), 3170 nucleotides long. RefSeq lists its product as uncharacterized. Lineage: Eukaryota; Metazoa; Chordata; Aves; Galliformes; Phasianidae. The record is from RefSeq and is a predicted model, not a curated record. Gene Ontology annotation, cellular component: nucleus. Gene Ontology annotation, biological process: somite rostral/caudal axis specification; heart morphogenesis; regulation of transcription by RNA polymerase II. Gene Ontology annotation, molecular function: protein dimerization activity; RNA polymerase II cis-regulatory region sequence-specific DNA binding; DNA-binding transcription factor activity, RNA polymerase II-specific.